Molecule: messenger RNA, 755 nt
Organism: Boeremia exigua
Lineage: Eukaryota; Fungi; Ascomycota; Dothideomycetes; Pleosporales; Didymellaceae
Exons: 1
Coding region: 173-649 (158 amino acids)
Source: RefSeq, a predicted model, not a curated record
GGCACGGACAACGGCGAGCCGACCAAUUAAGACUAGAUGCGCAGCGAGCGUUGAGCGACGCCGUCUGGAAAGGCUACCGAGGGGAAUAGAGUUUACGACAGACAGGCGCGUGGGAGGGUUCCAACCGCGACCUCAACGUCCACUGCAGGACCGUUCGGCAAUCCACCAAUACAUGCGACCAAGCUCGAUAUGGCCGCCGUUCCCACCAGAUCCUCACUGUUUGCCCGCGUCUCAUUUCGCGCGCGUUGCACGGCCGUCAGGAGAGGCACGGCCCCUGCCAAUGGCAUGCUCGCCAAAUUCAAGUCUUUGCCCUGCCGUCUCUAGCCCCUUGGUACCUUUCCUGCUGCUGCGGCCAGGCUCAGAAAAUCGGCUUUCAAGGCUGAAGCAAGCGCAUGCUUUUUGCCUCCGACUCUCUGCCUCGUGCUACAGCACUGCCAUUGGCAGCGGUCUCCGAUUUUCUGAAACGUUAUGCGCCCUGGUUAAGAGCCUCAAGUCCCGUCGCGUGCACCCGCCGGCGGACAUCUCAAUCUCUUCGUGUCAGGAACAGAUAGCGUAUCCGUCGGCAUCCCCUGCCCAUACAUCCGACUCGUCAGGCAUCAGGCGCGUCGCACCGAGUCUAGCAGAUAAAGCGCCACAGACACACAUAUAGCUCGAGUCUUAUCGAUGAGGUAAGCAGGGCAAUUGAAGUGUUCAUUUGUUUCUCAUUUGGUAUUCGUAUGAUAUGCAGAAUGACCCCAGCCCCGUGACUUCCCACG